This is a messenger RNA of Mizuhopecten yessoensis (Yesso scallop), 5466 nucleotides long. Its product is annotated as protein FAM193A-like. Lineage: Eukaryota; Metazoa; Mollusca; Bivalvia; Pectinida; Pectinidae. The record is from RefSeq and is a predicted model, not a curated record. Bases 152 to 5347 code for a protein of 1731 amino acids. The transcript is spliced from 20 exons.
GUAUGUUGCUCAAUGUAUUCGCCAUGUUGGUUUUCAGCGAUGAGAGCCCUAUCAAAAUAUUUUAGUGGUAGCUCCUUAUGCAUCGACUGUUUUGGUAAAGGGAUCGAGGAAUUAACAUCUUGAUUCGUCUAAGUGUUUUAUUAACUGAAUCAUGAGCGCGUCAGACGACAAGAAACUUAAGAGGAAGAAAAACAAGAGAAGCUCAGUUGCCAAGUCAAAGUCACAAAACUUGACUCAAGCAACAUGUCAAAAUAGUCCAAGUCCUGUUGACUUGACUGUUCCUUCCACCAGAGACUUAUUAUCGUCAUCCAUCGAUUCUGAGACUCUUAAGAAGCUAGAGAAGCUAAUGGAUGCUAAGGAUGAUCCAGAGUUGCCACAGAUUCUGUCUCUGUCGCGGGGGCCCAACCCCUACUUGGAUAAGGAGCGCUGCCUUCUGUGUGGGUGUGAGCGCCUUGAUCCUCCGGAGGCUGCUGUUCUCAAGUCCCAAUCCAGUGAGAAAAAGACAGAGCUUAAUUCCUUAGCUCAGCUUCCGCUAUGGGUGUGUCCUGACUGUAGAAAGUCGACAGAUCAAGAGAUGGAAAAGAAAGUCAACCUUGCAUCCUUCAUGGAACAGGACCUUCCACCGGAGCCAGCCACUCUGCCAUUCCUGUCUGACACCAACUUUGGUAUAGGGGAGCCCACCACGCCUAAUGGCUCUGUGUGUAACUGUGAAGCCUGCACAGAGCGAAGGGAGAUUGAGGCUGAGCAUGACCGGGAGACACAAGAACUUCAGACAUGCUGGACGGUGCUGAGGAAUCUAAUCCGUAAACUUUACAGUGAGAGGGGGGACAACUGCAGCGUGAGUAGUUCUACAGACAUCUCUCCUGAAUGUAUACAAGAAAGCAACGACUGUGAUGAUACUCGCCUACCAGAUGAGGAACAGGCCAAGGAACUAGUCCACAGGUUAUGUAGUCGGGAUCCUCAUCAGUUAUUCUUACGACUUGAGUCACAAGUCCGUGAGUUUGUGAUAGAGAUGAAAGUGCGCUUGUUGAAACAACUACAUAGUGGCUACAAAACGCCACCUGAGGCCAAGACCUUUAUCUCUAUGUUACUGGACGAGUAUGGACACCUUUGUCAAGUCUCGCGCAAAAUGGCUGAAGUCCUCACAGAACUGAAGACAGAACAUCUCGCCAAAUUUAAUGUGACGUGGGAGCUUCACAACAAACACCUGUUCCAAUCCAUUGCCUAUACAGAACCUUCUAUACAGAGCAGUCUCCAUCUCAUCAUCACUCAACUUCGACUUGGAGCAGCCUCCAAGGAGUCCUAUAAUGAGGACACUUACCCCAAUUUGUUACACCGCUAUCUCAAGUUUGAUGAUGAAAUGUCUGUGAUAUCUGUGGUGUGGAGAGACAGCCACCAGCUCAUAGAACAGUACAAUGAGGAACAGGCUGCUCUGAAACUAAAACAGAAGAUGCUGAAGGAAGACUGGGAGUUUUUCAAAGCACAAAGGAAGAUUCUCGAGCAACAAGUUGCAAAAAAUACAAAAACACCUUUAUCGCAUAGUAAUACCAAUAGCUUUGAGGCCCAGUUCACAGAAACCAUGCGUCUGAUGCUGCAGGGAACUAAACCUGCUCCCGAGGAGUGUCAUUGUUCCAGGUGUAAUCGCAAAAGAUGUCCUUGUGAUGAGUGCACAAUAACACAUAUGAUAACAUGUGGUAUUAUUAAUCCCGAGGCAUUGGAAGCCACCGAUAACACAAAUCAUGUCAACUUCCUCCAUGACCCCAAUCGAUACCGCAUCGAUGUCAGUCCGCCCUCCAUGUCCAGUACUACAUCCAGUAGUGGCUCCUCCAGUCCUGUCAUGGUGGAACCUGUCCCCUUUCCAGACUUGGAUGAGAAUUUUAUAAACGAAGAAGAUAUUCCUGAGGAGAUAGAGGGUAUUAGUCAAUCGGGUGAUGUAGAUGAUGUGGAUGAUGUGGAUGAUGACGAUGAUGGGGAAGAUGAGGAUUAUGAUGAAGAUGAAGAUGAUGAUGAUGAUUGUGAAGAUGAUGACGAUGAUGAUUGCGAGGACGAUGAAGAUGAGGAGGAAAAAAUGGAGGAAGACCUUGAUCUUGAAAACAUUAAGAUGGACCAGGAGUCUGUGGAUCUGUCACCACCAACAUGGUUAACUGACUCCGAUGAUGGAGCAGCUGACCUAAUCAGCUCUGAAACCUGUGAUUGCUACCAUUGUGUGUCCCAGGCUCAGGCAGAACAGAUCGUAAAAACUGAAGAGAGUCUCUGUCAGUGCUAUGUUUGUUUGCGACAAAGAGGUAAAACUGUAUCAACGUCUUUGCCAACGCAAAUGCCUAGUGUGCCAACACGACCAGGAGAAUUCCAUUUAUAUCCACACAUACAUGGAUCAACAGGGCUGCCUCAUGGGCUAUCAAGCAGGUCCCACAUACGGCCGGUACUGCAGCCACAGUUGUACGACCUCCACCUACCCAUGAGGCAGCCCAAACCAAUCAUUCAGCCUAAAGUUCCACUCAAACUGGACUUUGAUUCACCUGAUGGAAUUCAUGAACAUAUUUACCAUGCAUAUGGUGAAUGGGACAAUACAUACGAUACAAGAGGCCUGUUACCGAAAUAUGAACUUGGUAGUGAGUUACUGCCUCCUCCACCCCUUACUAGUAAUUUCACUACCAACUUCCUCACUGAGCCUUACACCAUGGCCACGCUCAUGGGCGUUGAUACUGUGUCCACAUCCACGCCCAGUACAAGUGCUUUCAAAAUGUCCAUGAGCAAUAGUCAUGUACCGGCACCGGCACAGGUGUUUUUGGAUAGCACUGGUGCAAAAAUGCAAAUGUCCACAUCCAAAGACUACAACAGUACUCCAAUUCUACCAACUAUGACAAGUAAAGCUAUGUCUCCUCCUUGUACUCGACCAGCCACAUUAGGAGGCAACAACAACCAGUCUGUCUUACAACCCCCUCCCUCCUCUGUAUCCCUGUCACAGCCUCAAAUCCAGCCGCGUCCUCCGGGGUCUGUGCUAGACAAACCUCACUCCCAGCACUGUAAGAGGCACAACAAUCUCCUUGGCAAGGCUCUCACCAGCUCCCAGGCACAUAACCACACAAGCACUACCACCACCUCAGCUCCAAACAAAGUCUCUCAGGAUUUUAUACAGACGGCUGCAAGAAACAUUCGCGAGGGUGCCAAAGAAGGCAUGCAGAUGAUUCGUCAAUUUGCCAGUAGUUUGAAUGCAAAUGUGAAUACUCAUACAUGUAAUCACACAUCUUCACGUAAUAACAUUGGAGGGCAUACACACGCAGCCAACUGUACAAUGGACCACAACCAUGUGACGGCAUGUCAGAACUCCAUCUCGAUGCCUACCACUGUAAACAAUGUGAGUGUUGGCACCUCCACUGUGUGUAUAGAGCCCGACUGUGAUGUCCACUUCGAUGACGCCUGUGAUAGUGUUAGCGAUAGCUGCUCCGAGCAAAGUUCUACCACCUCCAGUUCCAACCAGAAGGAAGGCAAAUAUUGUGACUGCUGCUAUUGUGAAUUUUUCGGACAUGGUAAUCCUCCUGUAGCUCCUACCAGCAAGAAUUACGCAGAAAUGAGGGAUCGCUUACGUUUACGCCUGAAGAAAAAGAAUGAAGCUAAACAAGACUAUCACAAAGACACUUGUGCUAACAAACGAGAAAUUCCAAAGUUAGAACCAGAUGCUUGCACUAGCUUCGUAACGACGCAUCAUGAAGACGACUCGAAAGAUCCAAUGGAGCUGAAGGGCCUUGAUGAGUUGAUAAGGUUCAUCAAUGGUACAGAAGACCAGAAAAUGGGUGCUGACAAGUCCAUGACUGCCAAAGCUGCUAAGAGGGCUCGACAGAAACAGCGAAAGAACGAGGAGAAAGCUCGGUUAGAAGCAGAAAAGAAACAUCAAGAACAACAGAGACUUAUUCGUGAGGAGCAGGAAAGACAAAAGAAAAACAAACUCAUUGCUGCAAAGUUGGAACUGGAGAAAUCUCAAAAGAAGAAAAAGAAAAAACACAAAGUGGUUCCAGAGGAUACAAACUCAGCACACAGUGAAGUUGGUAAUAUAAAUUUGAACCUUAUACGAAUACCUCCAGCGGGGCGGGAAGAUGAGCAGCAUUCGAGUGCUAAGCAAAUUGAAUUAAAGUCCAAACGUCGCGAGUCAGGAGAACAGAGUCCCAGUAGUCAGUCAAAUGGGAAAAUCUCAGAUGAGAGUUUGGCAGGAACAAAGCCCAUGAAAGGAAGGACGAAAUGUCCACGAACACUUGACAAACAACAACCAGUACAGGUCCAGACUGUGCAAGCCCAUCAUGAAUCUAAGGUGGACAAAAAGUCUGUGAAAAAUUCCAGUCAUACUUCUCAGACUUCUAAGGCAUCCCCUGUAAUUUCUAAAACAGUGUCAAGUAAAAACUCAGUACCUCAAAUCUCCCAAGCUUCCAAACAACAACCUAAUGGAACCAUCGCUACCACGGUACCAACACCCAUAGCCAGUGGUCGUACAACAACACAAGGCAAGGAGAAUACCAAGCACUUCAAUGACAGCCAGCUCCGUAAUGGUACAUGUGUACAGAUCAAACUGGAGGAUCUACAGCAGGAUAGUGCCAAUAGGAAGGGCAGAAAACCGACAGGGUCAGUAAACUCAUCAGGUACAAGUCCAACUGGACAAUCCACCAACAGUCUACACCACUCCAACUUGCAUCAGGCGAUCACUAAACAGUCGGGACAACCGGUCAACAGUCAAAAUCAGUCUCCCUCGCCACAACCAACCAUCAAACAGUCCGGACAACCGGUCAACAGUCUAAAUCAGUCUCACUCUCAACACGUGACCGCCAAACAAUCUGGUGUCAGACAAGGUCCUCCCCAGGACCAGCAACGGAAGGUAACAAGUCAGCAACAGGCCAUGACCCCUCCCAAAGGUCACCUACACAACGGGGUUAUCAUCAGUCCAAACAAACGAUUUGUUCCCCUGGACAAUUCCCAGCACCAUCAGUCACAUCCCAACAGUACAGCUGGGAGACAAGUUACAAGCAACGACAAGAAGCCAGGCAAGCCACCUUCUCCAGUGGGGAGAACUGAGGAAACCUCCUCCAACAAUGAACAGAACAAGAACAGCAGUGGAAAAAAUAAAAGGAACAAGAAAAAGAACCGUGGUAGUGAAGAUCUCAGUAUGAUUGAUGAGAUAUUUAUGCCGAAGUCCGAGUCCGAUCUGGAAGGUGGCGACAUGGAUGAUGUAGAGAAAGAACUGGAAGAAUUUAAAAGGUUUUGUCUUGGAUCCACUCCUGUUAAGAGAGAAAAGCUUCAAGUAAACAUGAAUUUAAAGGACAUCUUUGUGAAAAAGAAGUCGGGCCUGGGCUGUACCUAAAUGGGUGAUGAUAAGUCACUGAUGGUAAGAGGACCGAGGACUGGUUAAGUUUCUCGAUCGACAGCUUGUCCAGUGAUGGACAGAUGUGACCAACAGGAAGUCUGACCAAGGUUGAGUUG